Molecule: messenger RNA, 1310 nt
Organism: Guillardia theta CCMP2712
Lineage: Eukaryota; Cryptophyceae; Pyrenomonadales; Geminigeraceae
Exons: 20
Coding region: 7-1251 (414 amino acids)
Biological process (GO): glycine catabolic process
Cellular component (GO): mitochondrion
Molecular function (GO): aminomethyltransferase activity; protein binding
Source: RefSeq, a predicted model, not a curated record
GCAACCAUGCUGGUUGUCAGGAGCAAGAUGCUUGGCUUUGCUACCAACACGUUCAGGACUGCAAGAACCGUGGGCAUUCGAUUUGCUUCUACUUCUAACCUCAAGAAGACUCUGAUUUAUGAUGAACACAUCAAGCUGGGAGGGCAGAUGGUUGACUUCGCCGACUGGGCCAUGCCUGUGCAGUACAAGGACCAUCCCAAGGCAGACAGCAUUAUCAACUCAGUCAAACAUGUUCGUACCAAGACAGGACUGUUCGAUGUUUCGCACAUGUGCAGUCUCCGCUGGCGUGGAAAGGAUGCGAUCGCCUUUUUGGAGAGCGUGACGGUUGCUGACAUUGAGAAUCUUGCCAUGGGCAAGGGAACCCUCUCUGUGAUCCCAAACGAAAACGGAGGAAUCAUCGAUGACACCAUGAUCACCAAGACAUCGGACGAGAAGGGCGAUCACAUCUACCAGGUCAUCAAUGCUGGAUGCGCCGUGAAGGAUCUGGAAUUCUUCAAGCAGAAACUCGGGAAGUUCGGCGGAGACGUAUCGAUGGAGGUCCAGUGGGAGGACAGAGGACUUUACGCCCUGCAAGGACCAGAGGCUGUCAAGGUCAUGCAGAGGCUCAUUCCUGUUUACGACUUCAAGUACAUGAACUUCGGCGAUGCUCAGAACAUGGUGAUGGACGGUAUGCAAAUCUUUGUUGCCAGAUGCGGAUACACUGGAGAAGACGGCUUCGAGAUUUUCGUUCCAGGGGAAAACGCUGUGAAGCUGUGGCGAAAACUCAUCGAUCAGCCUGAAGUGCAUCCAGCUGGGUUGGGAGCUCGUGACACGCUGAGACUGGAGGCUGGCCUCUGCCUGUACGGGCAUGAUAUUGAUGACACCACUACCCCAACCAUGGCAGGAUUGUCGUGGACUGUAGGGAAGGGGCGUCGUGAGCCUGGGGCCCGUCCCUUCACAGGCUCGGAUACUAUCCUCAAGCAGGUGGCAGAGGGUCCCAAGUCUGUACCCAAGAUGCGCGUCGGCAUCAUGUCUACUGGGGCUCCUGCAAGAGAGGGGGCAGAGAUCUCCCUCCCAUCGGGGGAAGUUGUUGGCAAGGUCACCUCAGGUGCAGUCUCGCCCAUCUUGAAGCAGAACAUCGCCAUGGGAUACAUCAACAGACCACACAACAAGACGGGGACCGAGGUCGUUGUUACAGUGCGCGGCAAGUCCAACCCUGGAACUGUGGUCAAGAUGCCCUUCGUUCCUACCCAGUACUACAAGGCACCUUAAAAGGUGCUGAGCCUUGUCGCCGCAAGCGAUGUGGUUUAGUAAAACUUUGAUGAACUUCA